Molecule: messenger RNA, 2725 nt
Organism: Ceutorhynchus assimilis (cabbage seed weevil)
Lineage: Eukaryota; Metazoa; Arthropoda; Insecta; Coleoptera; Curculionidae
Source: the annotation of a GenBank genome assembly
CUUGACUGUACCAAGUGGAUUAGGCCUAAGGGCCAAAUUAUGGACUGACUGUUGUUACCUAGCAGGUACUUGCUAUGCACUAGAGAGCUCUAUGCUAGAGAGUAGAAAGUACCUGCUAGGUAACAACCAGACACUUAUUAACUGCCAAACUUUUCAAAAAAAGUGAUGCCGCUGCAACCAACGUUCAAAGACGGCAAAAGAACCAUCGAUUAUGUUUUGGUCUACAAAACCUCAGCGCUGCUAACGGAAGGUGCGGCUACAAAACACAAAACUUUUAUAGACACUCUUAAAAAGUUAGGAUUGGAAUUGGAAAAUGAAGCUUUUUCGGUAGACGAAGACAUAAUAUUUGUUAAAAUCCACGCGCCAGAUAGUUUUACGUUUUCCUAUGCAACUUUGUUGGACAUUGAACUAUCGUGUAAUAGUUUUGAUUAUAGACCCCACAUUUCACCCCCUCCAAACUUUAUGUCCACACCGCUUACCAAACCCAACAUAAAUGAUCCUAUUUAUGCUAGAGCACCGGAAACUAUUAGCGGCGAAAUACCCAAAAAAAUAACCACAUCGGAACGAAUCAUGGUUAUUAAUCAAUUAUUAUCUAGAUGCAUUUGGGGUGAAGAAAAGUGGGAAUAUGGACUUAACAGAUUGAUUGCGGCCAAAAUAAUCAAAGACGCAUUUCCCUUACACGAUGGAACCUAUAAAUGGACAAGGGAAGGGCCAUUGAAUGAUCGACAAUUGUUAGCCAGGUAUUGGGGAAAACCAAAUUGUUGUCUAAAAGCACAACCUUUAAAUCUAGUAGAAAAAUACUUUGGCACUGAGUAUGCUCUGUAUUUCGCUUGGCUGGGCAUGUACAUCAAAUUUCUUGUACCAGCUGCCAUUCUGUCCAUUUUAGUCAUCAUAUAUGGUUUAGCUACAAUAUUUACUCCAAUGAAUCGUAAGGCGACCCAAAUAUGCAACAGCGACAUGAUAAUGUGCCCAAAAUGUCACUAUAAUAAUUGCCCGAGAGAAUAUUUGAGUAAUUCUUGUUACAGCGCUAAUAUGGCUUAUUUGUUUGAUAAUGGGUGCGCUGUAAUGUUUGCUGCAAUAAUGUCUUUAUGGGCUACGAUUUUUAUGGAGUUUUGGCAAAGAGAAGAAUCGGUGCUCCAGUUGCAGUGGAACGUUAAAUCACUGAAAUAUACUAUUACUAUGAGGCCAGAAUUCUUGGAAGCAGCGCCUUACAAAAGAUUUUCUCCUAUUACCAAUAGAUUGGAACCUUUUAUACCUAAAAGGCAACGGACCAUUCGGUAUGUUAUCACUUUGGCCUCCGUGACGCUAUUGCUAUGCAUAAUGAUUCUGGUAACAUUCGGAGUAAUGAUCUACCGCGUAACUGUAAACACAAUCCUAAUCCAAUCACCAACCCCCGAAAUUAUGCCAGAAGUAAUGAGAAACAAAUACAGAGGCCUUUUUGCUUCGGUAUCGGGCGCUCUCAUUUCGGCAGUGUUCAUUUUCAUAUUCAAAUGGGCCUACGAACGCAUUGCCUUAUUUCUAACAGACAUGGAGGUUCACAGGACGGUUCGAGAGUAUAACGACUCUUACGUAUUUAAAAGUUACGCUUUAGCGUUCGCCAAUAAUUAUUCUGCAACUUUCUAUGUAGCCUUCUUUAAGGGCAAAUUCUAUACACAUCCUGGAGACUUGGAACUCUUUGAUCACUUGGGUGGUAUAAACUCGGAUAUUUGUGAUCCAUCAGGGUGCAUCGUAGACUUGGCUAUACUACUAAUUAUUAUAAUGGUUGUUAAGGCUUUUGUUAGCAAUGUUGUUCAGGUUUUUUUACCGAAAAUCACAAAACGAUUCAACCAUACCAUUUCAAAAGUCAAAAAUCAAUCUAACAUUCCCCAAUGGGAGGACGAGUAUCUUUUAGCUAAAGCCGACCAGUUUUUUAUUGUAGACGAGUACAUGGAUAUGGUUAUUCAAUACGGAUUCGUUAAUUUUUUUAUAAUGGGAUUUCCAUUGGCUCCGCUGUUUGCACUAUUGAAUAAUUUAGCCGAAAUAAGAGUGGACGCAAGUAAAGUUACUAAAAGUUAUAGGAGACCUGUGCCAAAUAGACAAACCGGAUUGGGGGCUUGGUUUGCAAUUUUACAAGCUACGACUUAUAUAGGAGUGGUCACUAAUGCUUUAGUUAUAGCGUUUACGAGUAACUUUAUGGAGAGAACAAUAUAUUCCUAUUUGAAAGGUACACCAGGUUUAUUGGGAGCUGAUCUGGAUGAAACUUUUUCAGUGUUUGAACUUGAAGAAUUUGCAAUAUUAAGAUCGAGCAAAGCGAGCAAUAGCACUCUUUGCUAUUAUCCAGGUCAACGCUAUCCCCCUGAUCACCCAUUAAAAUACCAACGGAGGAAAGAUUUUUGGCAACAUUUGGGAAUUAAAUUUGCUGUUGUGGUGAUUUUUGAGCACCUUGUAAUCAUAAUAAAAGGUCUAGUAGCUUAUGCCAUUCCCGAUGUUCCUUUUUCUGUUAAACAACAAAUAGCCCAUCAAGAGAAAAUGACUACGAGAGCCAAAAACAAGACGAUCAGCAAUAAGUAUAUGAAAGGGCGGCCAGACUCUUUAAGAAGAUACAGCAAUUGAGAAAAUUAUCAAUAAUUAAUAUAUUUUGUGUAGUAAUUAAGUGGUAAUUUUUAGAACAUUAAAUUUAUAGAUAAAAGAUGCCAAUAGAGAGGUGUUUUGCGCCAAUGUUUUUAGUUUUGCUGUGCUGGACAUU